Eimeria necatrix is the source of this 396-nucleotide messenger RNA. RefSeq lists its product as hypothetical. NCBI's taxonomy places the organism in Eukaryota, Apicomplexa, Conoidasida, Eucoccidiorida, Eimeriidae. The coding region runs from base 1 to 396 and encodes 131 amino acids. The transcript has a single exon. The record is from RefSeq and is a predicted model, not a curated record.
AUGCAGGAACAGCAAGUGCAGCAGCAGCAAAUGCGGCAGCAGCAAAUGCAGCAGCGGCAUCAACUACAACGGCAGCAGCUGCUGCAACAGCAGCUGCGCUGCACAAAUGAGCAUCUGAACACGUCAACCUGCAGCCACAGCAGCAGCAGCAGCAGCCACAGCAGCAGCAGCAGCAGCAGCAGCAGCGACAGCAGCAGCAGCAGCAGCCACAGCAGCAGCAGCAAUGGCAGCAGCAAGCUGACUGCAGUUCUGCUGGUCCUGGCGACCUCGCGGCCAAAAAGGAGGCCGUUGAUGAGGCUGGACUUUCCGCAGUUGGAGUGGCCCACAAAAGCAACCUGCAGCAGCAGCAGCAGCAGCAGCAGCAGCAGCAGCAGCAGCAGGGAAGGCAGCAAGUAG